Messenger RNA from Xenopus tropicalis (tropical clawed frog), 760 nucleotides. Its product is annotated as trifunctional purine biosynthetic protein adenosine-3-like. Lineage: Eukaryota; Metazoa; Chordata; Amphibia; Anura; Pipidae. The transcript has 5 exons. The record is from RefSeq and is a predicted model, not a curated record. Gene Ontology annotation, molecular function: phosphoribosylglycinamide formyltransferase activity. Bases 1 to 573 code for a protein of 190 amino acids.
AUGAAAGGUACCAAACUAAAUCUCCUUAUAGAUGGCACAAGGCAGCCUGGGAGCUGUGCAAGAUUGUCCCUUGCCGUAUGUAACAAGGCAGCCAUGGGGGAAGUAAGGAGAGCUGCGGGAGCUGGCAUCCCAACGCGGGUGAUAGACCCGACCCUGUGUAGGUGCCAGUCUGAACUGGAGAGCACCAUCUGCAAAGUGUUGGAGGAGUUUUCCAUUGACCUCAUCUGCUUGGCUGGCUUUGGCAGAAAUCUGUCCGAUCACUUUCUCAGUAAUUGGAAAGGCAAAAUAAUGAAUCUGUGCCCAUAUCUUUCCACAUCACUGAAGAUGAAAGAACCUCUCCAAGAAGGAUUGAGGGUCUACGGCUGCACUGUCUGUUUCACGCUUGCCGGAACCAUUCCUGGGCCAGUGAUUCUGCAAGAGACCUUUAUGGGGGAGGACAAUACUGACGUGUCCCUGAGUGAACGAAUGGAAGAGGCCAAGUCUCGGGCAGUGGCUAAGGCCGUCGUUCUAGUGGCCAGUGGAAUCGUGCAGCUAGCAGAGGACAAUACACUGCGCUGGAUGAGCCGAGAAUGAAAGUGCAGAGCAACAGUUUUAUUUCCCCCAUCUUGGGCUUAGUGUAAAGGUUGGCGGUUAUAUCACGUCGUCUCUGCAUCAACCAAUAGAAAUGUUGGGAAAUAUGAAAUUCAUCUCUCUGCUUAGAAUUAUAUUUAUCUUGUCAGUAGCACAUGUGUAUUUAUAUAUAAAAGGCCUUUGAACAUAA